CGGAUGGCCGGAGUGUGCCGACGUUCGAGGCUGGAAUGGUGCUGGCAGGCGUGCGCUGUGCCUGCCUUCUGAAGCCCCGCAGGAACCACCAUGGAGAUGAUGCUGCUGCCUCCUGUGUGCCCAAAGCAAAAUCCUCAGAAGCCUCCCGAUACAAAAGAUGAUAAUACAGAAAAACACUGCCCAGUGACAGUGAACCCUUGGCACAUGAAGAAGGCUUUUAAAGUCAUGAAUGAAUUAAGAAGGUAUCAUUCUGUCAACAUGCAUGUAUUCAGCUCUGGUCAAGUCUCUGGCCAAAAUUUGCUUUGUGAUGUCACUAUUGUGGCCGACGACAUGGAAAUUUCAGCACAUCGAGUCGUUCUGGCAGCUUGCAGCCCUUAUUUCCAUGCCAUGUUUACAGGUGAGAUGAGUGAAAGCCGAGCGAAGAGAAUUCGAAUAAAAGAAGUGGAUGGCUGGACGUUGAGGAUGCUCAUCGACUAUGUUUACACUGCUGAAAUCCAAGUCACUGAAGAAAAUGUGCAGGUACUUCUUCCAGCAGCUGGUCUGUUACAAUUACAGGAUGUGAAAAGGACUUGCUGUGAUUUUUUGGAAUCCCAGCUUCAUCCAAUCAACUGUUUAGGAAUCCGGGCAUUCGCAGAUAUGCAUGCAUGCACUGAGCUUCUGAACAAGGCCAACACCUAUGCAGAACAGCAUUUUUCAGAUGUGGUACUUAGUGAGGAAUUCCUCAAUCUGGGCAUAGAACAAGUAUGCAGCUUAAUAUCCAGUGACAAGCUUACCAUUUCCUCAGAAGAGAAGGUAUUUGAAGCUGUAAUUGCUUGGGUAAACCAUGACAAAGAUGUAAGACAGGAGCUGAUGGCCCGACUGAUGGAGCAUGUGCGGCUACCUUUGCUUCCCCGGGAAUAUUUAGUUCAGAGAGUGGAAGAGGAAACCCUAGUAAAGAACAGCAGCGCCUGCAAAGAUUACCUCAUUGAAGCCAUGAAGUACCACCUGCUGCCCUCUGCGCAGCGGACACUGAUGAAGAGUGCCCGAACUCGGCUGCGGACGCCCAUGAGCCUGCCCAAAUUGAUGGUGGUGGUUGGUGGUCAAGCCCCGAAAGCUAUUCGAAGCGUGGAGUGCUAUGACUUCAAGGAAGAGCGAUGGCAUCAGGUUGCUGAGUUGCCUUCAAGGCGAUGUCGAGCAGGUAUGGUUUACAUGGCUGGCCUCGUUUUUGCUGUGGGCGGUUUCAAUGGCUCAUUAAGAGUUCGAACUGUUGAUUCCUAUGAUCCAAUUAAAGAUCAGUGGACCAGCGUCGCUAACAUGCGAGACCGGAGGAGCACACUAGGAGCUGCUGUGUUAAAUGGCUUGUUGUACGCGGUCGGAGGUUUUGAUGGAAGCACAGGUUUGUCAUCUGUGGAAGCAUAUAACAUGAAGGCUAAUGAAUGGUUUCAUGUCGCACCAAUGAAUACCAGGAGGAGCAGUGUUGGUGUAGGGGUUGUUGGAGGCUUGUUAUAUGCUGUGGGGGGUUACGAUGGAGCAUCCCGUCAAUGUCUCAGCACCGUGGAAUGUUAUAACUCAGCCACAAACGAGUGGAGCUAUAUCUCGGAAAUGAGCACUCGCAGGAGUGGAGCAGGGGUUGGAGUUUUAAACAAUUUACUCUAUGCUGUGGGAGGUCAUGAUGGACCAUUAGUAAGAAAAAGCGUGGAAGUGUAUGAUCCCACCACUAAUACAUGGAGACAAGUGGCAGAUAUGAACAUGUGCAGAAGAAACGCAGGUGUUUGUGCUGUUAAUGGCCUAUUGUAUGUAGUUGGAGGUGAUGAUGGUUCCUGUAACUUGGCAUCAGUGGAGUAUUAUAACCCAACAACGGAUAAAUGGACAGUGGUGUCAUCUUGUAUGAGCACAGGGAGAAGUUAUGCAGGUGUUACAGUUAUUGAUAAACCAUUAUGAACAGAAGAAGGAUUUCUGCAUACUUAUCCUCUCAAAACAAGCUUCAACAAGUAUUUUUGAAGUGACUUAGGGUCUAACACUUCUCUACUCAUGGCUGCAUUUUGGGUCUCAGUAGAAGUUCGUCUGCCAUUAAAGGCAUCAGAUGCUGAAGAUUAUUCUAGGUCGAAGCGCUGUGUAGGAGUUUUCUGCAUUGAGCAGCAGCUGACUGAAUUUUUAACAAGACAUAUGGACCACAGUAUUUAUUAUCAUAAAGUUUUUGGAUAAAAAUGGCUUUCCUAAGGACUAGUCAGUAUCAAACACAGAUGACUACGGAUUGUUCUGUGAAGAAGGAAAAAGUGAUGUGCAUUCUGGUCAAAGUAAAUUUUGUCUUUAUUGUUUCCUCCCCAGGAAAUCGGUAUCUCCACAAACUGUAUAUCUUUUAAUGGGUAUAGAAGCUUACAUCAGUAAUACCCACUGGCAGGGAGAUCAACUGUUUGCUUUUAUAAAACAUCUUUGAUUCAAUGAAUAUAAUAAGCUGUGUGCAUAUAUACAUAUGUGUGUAGAUUGCUUUCCUUUGAAAAUGUUUGAAACUUGAUUAUACUAUUUAUAAUUGGCCCAGGACUUUGAAUUCUGCCAGUAUACUACAUUAUAAAACAGAGUUGUAUUUUUUGAUAUUUAACAAUGCUGAACACUUACAAAUGCCACUUCUGAGGAAUGGAAAUGGUAUGAAACACUUGAAUAAGUGUAAUGCCAAACAUUUGGAAAUAAAAUAUCAGUCAUGCUUA
Messenger RNA from Vombatus ursinus (common wombat), 2684 nucleotides. It is a transcript of the gene KLHL2, whose product is annotated as kelch like family member 2. The record is from RefSeq and is a predicted model, not a curated record. The transcript is spliced from 15 exons. Bases 91 to 1920 code for a protein of 609 amino acids. Gene Ontology annotation, molecular function: protein binding. Lineage: Eukaryota; Metazoa; Chordata; Mammalia; Diprotodontia; Vombatidae.